GAAGAAAUUGAGGAAAAUUAGUGGAACAUUGGCAGGAGCACCAGCGCGUAUUUAUAUUUCAUCUGAACUGUACCACAACUGGGUGGAGAAAGAGAAGUGUUGAAGAGAAAUAGCCAAUUCUCUUGGACAGUCAGGUUGACGUGACUCGGUCAUUUCCGUCAUAUUCUCCGGAAUCAGCCGAGGACCAUUCACAACUGAACCAAAGGCAGUAACACUGUUCUGGUCUAGAAGGCCAAAUAGCGUAAAGCAACAUGUUGCGUUUGCCAGCAUUAAGUUGGGCCCUGGCUGGGGCAACCCAUUCCAAGGGAUCUAUUGCCACCUCUAACAAUGGGUGUGCUGAGUGACUCCAGCCAUGGCUCCUAAGCAACAAAAUUGGCCCGGUUGCUAGAGAGGGUAGUGUCACAUGGGGUAACCUCCUCGUGGUCACUAUAAUUUGGUUCACUCUCGAUGGAGUGCACGGUGAGUUAUGCGUGGAUGCCGCAGAGAAUAGCGUGGGCCUCCACACGUGCUACGUCUCCACGGUAAUGCACUCAACAAGCCACGUAAUAAGAUGAGUGGAUUGACAUCUCAGACACGGAGGCAACUGAGAUUCAUCCUGCGCCACCCGGAUUGAGGCGAGUCUCUAAGCCACCACAAGCACUUUGGGAAUUGGGCAUUCUAAAUUGUGGAGUAAAAAAAAAGAAUGCCUGAAAAUGGUCUUGGCAAUCACUUACCCCUGAAAAGUUUUCUCACACUAUUUUUUUUUUAUGACAGUGCGUACCUCAGUCUGGGCCUCAAGCAAUAUAUAACUGCCGCAUGUGUCUGGUGGAAAUUGAGAGAGCGCCAAAGUCUGUUCGUCACUUACAGCCUGUAGCAGCAUGUGCGAUGCCUGUAAUGAAAGGGUGGAAUAUUCUGACCAACUCUGAGAAAACACGGAAGGCCAGAGAGGGAGUCAUGGAGUUCCUCCUUUCAAACCACCCUCUUGACUGUCCAAUCUGUGCUCAAGGAGGAGAAUGUGACCUGCAGGACCAGUCAAUGAUGUUUGGCACAGACAGAAGUCGUUUUACAGAAGGGAAGAGAGCAGUGGAAGAUAAGAACAUUGGCCCACUCAUCAAAACGAUCAUGACACGCUGCAUACAUUGCACACGUUGUGUUCGUUUUGGUAGUGAGGUUGCUGGGAUAGAAGAUCUGGGAAGCAUGCAAAUUGGUACCUACGUAGAGAUGAUGUUAAUGUCUGAGCUGUCUGGUAAUGUGAUUGACCUGUGUCCUGUUGGAGCACUGACAUCUAAACCUUAUGCCUUCACUGCAUGACCCUGGGAGACCAGGAAAACUGAGUCUAUUGAUGUGCUAGAUGCUGUAGGCUCCAAUAUUGUGGUAAGCACCAGGGGUGGUGAGGUCAUGCGAAUUAUGCCUCGUCUCAAUGAGGACGUCAAUGAGGAAUGGAUAUCAGACAAGACCAGGUUUGCAUAUGAUGGGCUGAAGAGGCAGCGUCUUGGUCAGCUGGUAAAUACCACCUGGGAGGAUGUUCUUACACGUGUAGCUGGAGCACUUCAAGGAGUUCAGGGUUCUGAGGUAGGAGCUAUUGCUGGUGGGAUGGUAGAUGCUGAGGCGCUGGUGGCUCUGAAGGACCUGCUAAACAGACUGAACAGUGAGACCCUCUGCACUGAGGAGAUCUUUCCGAUGGCUGGUGCCGGAACCGACUUGCGCUCCAAUUACCUCUUAAACAGCCGGAUCACUAGCAUUGAGGAGUGUGACCUCCUCCUCCUGGUUGGAACAAACCCACGCUAUGAGGCUCCUCUCUUUAAUGCACGUGUCCGAAAGAGUUGGUUACAUAAUGAGCUACAGGUGGCCAUGGUGGGUCAUAAUGUGGACCUGACCUACACAUACGACCAUCUAGGUGAAUCCACACAAGUGCUGGAGGAGAUUGCUGCAGGAACACACCCCUUCUGCAAGGUCUUCGCUCAGGCCAAAAAGCCUGUUGUGAUAGUGGGUAGCUCCAGUCUCCAGAGAAAGGAUGGGGCAGCCAUUUUUAAAGCAGUGUCCACAAUUGCUCAAAUGGCUCGGGCCAGCAGUGGUGUUGAGGAGGGAUGGAAGGUUCUAAAUGUGCUGCACAGGGUGGCCAGUCAGGUGGCAGCCCUGGACUUGGGUUAUAAGCCUGGUGUUGAGGCCAUCCGGAAGAACCCUCCAAAAGUGCUAUUUCUCCUGGGAGCUAAUGCUGGUUGCAUCACCAAAGCAGACUUGCCCAAAGAUAGCUUUAUCGUCUACCAGGGUCACCAUGGAGAUGUAGCUGCACCCAUGGCAGAUGUCAUCUUGCCCUGCGCAGCAUACACAGAGAAGAAUGGCACGUACGUCAACACAGAGGGCUGUGCCCAGAAAACCAGGUUGGCGGUCACUGCUCCCGGCAUGGCACGUGAGGACUGGAAAAUUCUGCGUGCCAUCUCUGAGUUGGCGGGAGUCACAUUGCCAUAUGACACGCUGGAUGAGGUAAGGGGAAGGUUGGCAGAAGUCUCUCUUAACCUGGUAAGAUAUGAUGAUGUAGAGGAAGCCAAUUUCUUCAACCAGGCCCAUGAGCUUUCAAAGGUUGUGAAUCAGUCAUUGCUUGCAGAUCCUCUUGUCCCUCCUCAGCUCACUGUGAAGGAUUUCUACAUGACAGACCCUAUCAGCAGAGCCUCUCAGACGAUGGCUUAGUGUGUGAAGGCUGUGACAGAGGGAGCAGCAGCAGUUGAUGAGCCCUCUAUUUGUUAAAACUCUUUAAAACACACCAAUCUGUCCAUAGUAACACACACUGCACAGUCAUCAUCACAUACAUAAAGUAGGAUUUAUUCAUACUGUACAGUUUGUCUCUCGCAUCUUACGUAGUCAGACUUCAGUAGAGCAGCAAAAAUGUGUGAACUUGAUCUUCCUCAUAUUUAAAUAGGCUUUGAAAGGUGUUGUAAAGAUGUUAUUGCAAUUCUAAGGUGGAAGGUCUGCUUUGUUGUGGAAAGCUCUUAUUAUGAUUAAUUAAAAACAACUUAUUGUAUCAAUAUACUAUUGUCACUGUUCAGAUCUCUGGUCCAAAUUAUUAAAUACAAUGGC
Molecule: messenger RNA, 3054 nt
Organism: Xyrauchen texanus (razorback sucker)
Lineage: Eukaryota; Metazoa; Chordata; Actinopteri; Cypriniformes; Catostomidae
Gene: ndufs1
Product: NADH:ubiquinone oxidoreductase core subunit S1
Biological process (GO): ATP synthesis coupled electron transport
Cellular component (GO): membrane
Molecular function (GO): iron-sulfur cluster binding; NADH dehydrogenase (ubiquinone) activity
Source: RefSeq, a predicted model, not a curated record